Molecule: messenger RNA, 954 nt
Organism: Cyprinodon variegatus (sheepshead minnow)
Lineage: Eukaryota; Metazoa; Chordata; Actinopteri; Cyprinodontiformes; Cyprinodontidae
Exons: 1
Coding region: 34-954 (306 amino acids)
Source: RefSeq, a predicted model, not a curated record
GCAGUGAUGAACUAGCUGCCAACUGACCCCUGCAUGGCUGACGAUGCUUCAAGGUAUCCUGCUUUUCUCGUUGAACUGAUUUCCACCUUGACACUUUCUUUCUCUCUCAACCAGCAGUUUAACAGGAAAACGGAGCUUCUGUCCUACUUGCUCCUUUGUGUUUCCAAAAUGCCGUUCAUUCCACAACUUUCGAUCACACAACCUGUGUCAGGGCUAACUGGAAAGGAGAGACCUGAAAAUGCAUCAUCUAAAAGCAGCGGACCAAGGAAGAAAGUUGCAAGAGAAGGCAAAGCAAACUCAGUCAAGGAGAGACUGGCGUUAAAUUUAAAGCAACUGGGGAGAAGGAGCCAGCCAAGCAGUCAUCUAACCUCAGCCAGAAGAGUUUCUUUAGGGGAGCUGCAGACAAACAAAAGAGAACGAUUGCUGCAGUUGUCUCAAACUGACAGCCCCCGUUCCUCAAGCUCUGGGGAGCACAAACAAGUCAGCCACAACUCCAAAAAUAAUGAAUCUGUGGCAAAGACUAGAUCUAGAAAUAAAGAGGAGAUGCAUUUUACACUAACGCUCACACCUGAAGCUGUUCUGCUGCUGCAGCGGAGAAACAGUGAGAAACACCAGCGAUCAUCUGCCAGAAAUGCUGUAGGUGGACUCAGCACAUCUGGAUGCACCACUGACUCUAGAAGAAGAAGGCAUCAGUCAAUACCUCGUAGGAACAGCAGAGCUGCUGGUAAAAACAAUCCAGAUGCUCCACUGGGAGACAUAAGUUCAAUUAUAAAAAUCUCCCUCUUGAAUGAGAAACACAAGUACGAUGAUGUGGAGUAUGAAGAUGAGGAGGACGCUGGUGUGGAUGAGCGAGUGCUCCUGAAAUGCACCGAAUGGCUGCGUGGACUGGAGAGCACAGGUGUGAUGGUGGGGAAGAGCCAGAGUAGGACUGUGAGCAGUUUGGAUAGUUUUUAA